Molecule: messenger RNA, 5059 nt
Organism: Anas platyrhynchos (mallard)
Lineage: Eukaryota; Metazoa; Chordata; Aves; Anseriformes; Anatidae
Gene: GIT2
Product: GIT ArfGAP 2
Biological process (GO): regulation of ARF protein signal transduction; regulation of G protein-coupled receptor signaling pathway; brain development
Cellular component (GO): synapse
Molecular function (GO): small GTPase binding; GTPase activator activity
Source: RefSeq, a predicted model, not a curated record
CCGCGCGUGCGCACUGCGGCUCGGCCCGGCCCGGCCCGGCUCGGCUCGGCUCGGCGCGGAGCGGGGGCCCCGUGAGCGCGGCGGGAAGCGGCGGCCCCGCGGGGCGCCAUGGCCAAACGGCUGCGGAGCAGCGAGCUGUGCGCCGACUGCAGCGCCCAGGAUCCUUGUUGGGCAUCUAUAAACAGGGGAAUUCUGAUUUGCGACGAGUGCUGCAGUGUUCAUCGAAGUCUGGGGCGUCAUAUCUCUCAAGUGAGACAUCUCAAGCACACACCAUGGCCUCCAACAUUGCUGCAGAUGGUUGAAACACUGUACAAUAACGGUGCUAACUCCAUAUGGGAACAUUCAUUGCUGGACCCUGCCUCUGUUAUGAGUGGAAGGCGCAAAGCUAACCCGCAGGAUAAAGUGCAUCCCAAUAAAGCUGAAUUCAUUAGAGCUAAAUAUCAAAUGUUAGCAUUUGUUCAUCGCCUGCCAUGCCGUGAAGAUGACAGUGUGACUGCCAAAGAUCUUAGUAAGCAACUCCAUUCCAGCGUAAGGACAGGAAAUCUGGAGACCUGUUUGCGACUACUCUCCUUAGGAGCUCAAGCCAACUUCUUUCAUCCCGAGAAAGGAAAUACCCCGCUCCACGUUGCUGCUAAGGCAGGACAGACUCUACAAGCAGAGUUAUUAGCGGUUUAUGGUGCUGAUCCUGGCACACAAGAUUCCAAUGGAAAAACUCCUGUUGACUAUGCAAGACAAGGUGGGCAUCAUGAACUGGCAGAGCGCCUGGUAGAAAUUCAGUAUGAACUCACUGACAGGUUAGCUUUCUAUCUCUGUGGCAGGAAACCAGAGCAUAAAAAUGGACAGCACUUUGUUAUACCUCAGAUGGCAGAUAGCAGUCUAGAUGUAUCAGAACUUGCAAAAGCAGCAAAGAAGAAGCUUCAAUCUCUAAGCAACCACUUAUUUGAAGAACUUGCCAUGGAUGUAUAUGAUGAAGUCGACAGGAGGGAAACAGAUGCAGUUUGGCUUGCUACUCAGAAUCAUAGCACGCUUGUGACAGAGACCACAGUGGUUCCUUUUCUUCCUGUAAAUCCUGAAUAUUCCUCAACCAGGAAUCAGGGAAGACAGAAACUGGCUCGAUUUAAUGCUCAUGAAUUUGCUACACUAGUUAUAGAUAUUUUAAGUGAUGCCAAACGAAGACAACAGGGGAAUCCUGUCAGUGGUUCCAAAGAAAAUGUGGAACUAAUACUCAAAUCCAUAAGCAAUCAACAUAGCAGUGAAAGUCAGGAUAAUGACCAGCCUGAUUACGAUAGUGUUGCUUCAGAUGAAGAUACAGAUCUGGAAACAAAUGCAGCUAAAUCUAACAGACAGAAGAGUCUGGAUUCAGACUUGUCAGAUGGACCAGUGACUGCCCAGGAAUAUAUGCAAGUUAAAAAUGCAUUGGUGGCUUCUGAGGUAAAGAUUCAGCAGUUAAUGAAAGUGAACAUCAACUUGAGCGAUGAGCUGAGAGUCAUGCAGAAAAAGCUUCAAACGCUACAGAGUGAGAAUACCAACCUCAGAAGACAGGCCACAACCAAUAUAUAUCAGGUCCAAAGUGGUUCUGACUACACAGACCCUACCAACAAUUCUUCUUUAAAGCGACGACCAUCUGCACGGGGUAGCAGACCCAUGUCCAUGUAUGAGACUGGAUCAGGUCAGAAACCCUACCUCCCCAUGGGAGAGGUCCCAUACCCAGAAGAAAGCAUAACAAGACUGCAGCCUUUUCCUCCACAUAUCGGGAGGAGUGCGUUUGUGACCUCCUCUUCAUCUCUACCUUCCUUCCCCUCCACGCUUUCCUGGUCAAGGGAUGAAAGCACACGAAGGGCCUCGAAGCUGGAGAAGCAGAGCAGCGUGUCGGAGAGUGACUACGAUAACCCCACUGCCCCUCUGGAGCUGGAGGAGACAGGGUCAGGCAGGAAGGGACGGCAGAGGAGCAUCAUUUGGCAGGGGGAGGGAUCCAUCCCCGAGGACACCGACACAGCCCCCAGCUCCAGUUUGCCCAGUACAGAAGAUGUGAUUCGGAAAACUGAGCAGAUCACUAAGAAUAUUCAGGAGCUGCUGCGAGCGGCACAGGAGAACAAGCAUGACAGACCAUUAGAGCGUGCGAGCAUGCUCAAGCUCAGACACAGCCUCGGCUGCUUCAGCACGCUGGUUCCCUGGGCCGAGAGAGCUCCCCUGCAGCCUCUGACCAUCCAGCAGCCCGGCCCUGCCUCCUGCUAUAUACCGUGCUCCGAGAGAAUACAUGUGGCAGUAACAGAAAUGGCAGCCUUGUUCCCAAAAAAACCCAAAUCUGAACUGGUAAGGACUUCUUUGCGUCUGCUGACAUCUAGUGCCUACAGACUCCAAUCUGAGUGCAAAAAAACCCUUCCUGUGGAGACGUGCCCUACGACGGACAUCCAGCUGGUUACACAGCAAGUCAUCCAGUGCGCCUACGACAUUGCCAAGGCUGCUAAACAGCUGGUUACCAUCACAACCAAAGAGAACAACAACUGAGUCGCUCUUGGCUUUUUAAUCUUGUUUUUUAAAGGUUGAAUUUCAAAUAUAGGUGUGGAACUAUUCAAAUUUUUAUGAGGAAAACUAAAGGGGCAAGAAACUUUUUUUUAAACUCAGUAUUAUUUUUGCAUGUUUUCUAACAAUUUUAAUGAUUAAUUUAACCCACUGCCUUAUUUUGUGCCUGUGUUGCCAGUUUAGUUACCGUUAAUAGCAUGUUGCAAAUAGCUAUUGAGCCAAUAUCAUGUACCAGCGGUGUUUCAAGCUCUUGCUAGAUGUUUCCUUGAGGCCACGUUCUGCUUUCAGAUAUUGCUUGCAAAAUCCCCACCAAAGUCAACUGCAGAUAUCAGGGGGCAGAAUCUCGCCUCUGCUCUGUCCAUCCUGGAGCCUCCCGCGCAGUGGUGCUGCUGAUGGAGAAACGUGCAGUGAAAUGGGCUGCGAAGGCUCCAGGCCCAUACCUGCUGACCAGCAGAAGGAAGCUCGUACUCCUGAUCAGUGGAAUACCAGCCACUAUUACCUGUUCCCAUAUCAACUGUUGUGCAAUAAUAAUGUUUUUAGUCUGCCGAGACAAUAGUAGCUGUGGGCAUCCGAGCUUAUUACAUGUAGCUAUACAAGGUCUUUGUCACUUUACCUAUUUUUGGAAGGAAUUUCAAUUUUAAUAGUUAUUUCUUUUAGUUGUCACUAUGCCAUUAAUAUAUUAUGUUUGAUGUUACUUUAGGGCAUUAGUGGUUAAAAUAUUAUCCCUUGUUUCUGGUUUGGUAUCUCAUUCUUAAGUUUCCUACAGAAUUUUACUGUCAUCUUCAAGGCAACACCUCGUUUGCAGCAGCACUGAUGCAAUUUCACUGAAGAUUUGUGAUAAUUGGAAAAAGAAGUGCCAGUUAAAGGAAGCUGUGUCUGCCAUAGCAUAUAACCUCUGUACCUCAACGUAUCAAUGUGAAAAGGUUUCUUCUAUCCAGUAAGUAUUUUGCAAAGGAUUCAAAACUUUACAGCUAUUUACUGAAUAACCCAAGCUAGGUUGCCUGUCAGAAAGGUAGAUUGGUUACAGACAUCCAUGUGUGUUUCAGGUUUUUCCAUUUAUAACAGUUUACAAAACUUUGAAAAAUAGGCAAGUCCGUAAUUACAAAAAUGAGAGCUCCUGGGGAGUCAAAACUCCAUAGUUUUUGUCUCCUCACAUCCCAUUUGGAAGCUUGUUGUGAUUUCUAAGGAGCCUGCUAGGGCAGUUUAGCUGGCAGCCAGUUCAGACAGUGUUUUAUUUAAGAGCAAAGUUACAGAACUACAGCAGCUGUCACGUGUCAGCAGUUGAUUGGAAUAUUCAGAUAGUCCUCACAGGAGCAUUUGAGUCAAAAGUGAUUAUCUGCCAUUCAACAAACAGGUCUACAGUAUGGAGUCUACCAAAAAACACUUAUGCUUCAAGGCUUCCUGGUAGAAAAACUGCUGUAUUUAGAAGAUGAAGCCACUUUCAGCAGUUCCUUCUUGCAAUCACAGUGUUUGUAUGCACGUAUAAACACUAAGUGCCAUAACACGCUUGGAUUCUUGUGUUGGAUGUAGCUCCAUUUUUAAAGUAGUGUAAAUCUGAAGGAGGGAAGGAAUGGAGAGAGUAGAUGACAAUCCAGUACAUUAAUCUUCUUCAUAGUAACUUUUUUUUUCUCCCUUCCUACACCUCUGAAUCCUAGAACUGUCUCUAAACUCACAGGAAUGCAGACAGGCUGGGAUUGAAACUAUAAAAGAUUUAUAAAACCUACUUCAAAAUUACUCUGCUUGCAAUUAAAUACAUUAAGAACAGGUUCCCAGAAGAUUAUCAAAUUAAUAUCAUUGAAAGGUAGCAGAUGGUAUUUUUAAAUCUCUCAGGACACCAUUGUUUGCUUUUCUUUAACAUAUCCUACCUGAUUUUGAAGCAGGGUAGCACUGAGUUACGCUGUAGGUUUAAAUUUGUGCCUGUACCAAAACAAAAGGACACUUCAAUAGCUACAAGCCCUUGUUCUAGCUAGGCUAGCUCCAGGUUUUCAAAAAACAAUCAUUUAUCUUGGUGGAAGGCCUAGCUUAAAAAAAAAAAAAGCCACCUGUAAUUGAUUUUCCAUUCUGGUAAAUUCUGCUCUCUGAGCAAACAUUUGUUCUAGACUGGUCAUUGCCAUACCCUGUUACUGCUCCAGAACCCCAGUGCACGUGACGAGGGAUGUGCAAUUUUCUGAUGCCAUCAGUGAAACAGAAGCAGUUUGAGCAAACACUUACGUGUUCUGCCAGAUCUCAUCACCAAGGCAGUGUUACAAAGCCAGCUGAAGAACUAAAGAGUAGCAGGGUAACCCCCAAACCGCACAGCAUUGCAGGUCAGAAGAUUUAUAAUACCCAAAUAAAAAACCUGUGUUUUUUCUUUUAUGACAUCUCCUUCCCCCACCCCACAAACCAGAAUUCCUCUCUUUACAAAAUGCUGCAUAGGAACAAAUUUAUUAUUUUUUUUUGCCUUUUCUGAAACUUGUAUUUAUCAGUGUCAUUCUGUCUGUACUAUACUCUGAUUUAAUCUUUUGUUUACUGUAUUACUAUAAAAUGCUAAAACCUU